This is a messenger RNA of Hemibagrus wyckioides, 2111 nucleotides long. RefSeq names its product required for drug-induced death protein 1. NCBI's taxonomy places the organism in Eukaryota, Metazoa, Chordata, Actinopteri, Siluriformes, Bagridae. The coding region runs from base 40 to 360 and encodes 106 amino acids. The transcript is spliced from 2 exons. The record is from RefSeq and is a predicted model, not a curated record.
UAGCAGGAAACCCCACAGGAGGAAAAGCUACAAGACAGAAUGAAGCCUAAAUCUCUUCUGGAGACGUGGGAUGAAGAGCAGAACGAGAGAAGAUAUGUGAGAUAUGUUUGCUCGAGGAAAUACGUGACUUUAGAGGAGAAUGAGAGCCAGGAAAAAGUUAAGGAGGAGAAGAAGGCAAAGAAGAAAGAGAAGUACAAGAAGUAUAAAAAGAAUGUGAAGAAGGCUCUGCGCUACAGCUGGAAGUGUCUGUUGUUGGGACUUCAGAACUUCAGUGUGGGAUACUACGCACCCAACAUCCCUGCUGCAUUCGUCCCCGAGUUCAUACCAAGCUCAGACAAGACGAGACCGAAUCAUUUAUGAGAAGUCAGCCAGCCCAAGCAGACGAUUCUUGGGACUUUUAUUUUUAGAAUCCGUUGGAAAAAUGACACUGGUUCAUUCAAGUUCUGAUUUUGCAAAAAGGAAACCCAGAGGACCUGCUUAAAGGUGUAAUAUCACAGGAGAUUUUACCUUUAAUUGUGAUUCUCAGUUGUGUUUCAUGUAGGUAUCUCUUUAUACUCCGGCAAUGGCUUAGGAGAAAUAGAAUAAAGACAAAAUUAAAACAUUUCUCUGAGAUUAAUAAGCACUCGAUCCAAAGUAAGCUCUUGCUUGACAUUCUCAGGGUUUAAACAUCUCUUAAUUAUAAACCACUUCAUCAUUAUGUCAUCCAGCAAAUUGUUACUGGAUACUAGAGAAACAUUUUUCUGUCUAUUUUUGUUCUGAUUCGUUUAUUAACUCAAGAGCUGCACAUUAUAAUGCUUUUUGAGAAACAAGAGGAGUGAAAUCUUUUCUACGAACCCAAAUUUUGGAACACAGUAUUAGUACACUACAUUAAAAACCUGAUCUAAUAAAUAAAAUGGACAAUAAUGGACUACUUAUAAAUAUUCAGCCCUUAAUAAUAAUAAUUUACGUUAGCAAGAAUAAGAAGUACGCCAGUGUACGUCUUUACAUACGUGCUUAGACUUCAGUUUGCUAGACAUCCAGCAAUACGUUACUGAAAAAUGGUUCAGUUUUGUUAAUAUUCUGCUUGAAUUGUUCAGUAACACAUUGUUCAGCAGAUCAUAACAGGAUGUUCUUGCAAAGACCAGAAACGCCGGGUCAAGUUUCAUGAAGUUCGGAGACCUUUUUUAAUACUGCCUUGAACAAGGGGAAAGGGAUUAGCGUAGCUUCUGUUCAUAAUAUUAGCAAGCACUAGAUGAUAAUGUGCAUUUAAUCAGAUGUACUGGAUUACAAGGUUAUGGAAUGUAUUAUGUGUAUGCCUGGCUAAAGAGAUAUGUCUUUAAUUAAGCAGAUCAAAACAGGAUGUUCUUGCAAAGACCAGAAAAGUUAAGUUUCAUGAAGUUUUUUUUAAUACUGCCUUGAAUGCGCCCUUGUUGACUUCCCCUUGUUCCCUAUUUUUAGGACUUUGUGUGAUCAGUGUCACCUAUUAAAGGAAACUUCAAGCAAAGUUUGCGAAAGCAGUUUACUUUUUUGAGCCAAAGGAAAGUGUUUAUAAGCUGAAAGGGUGCCAUGUGUACAGAUUUAUCUGCUACUUGCAUGGGAAACACAUGAUAUAUAUAUAUAUAUAUAUAUAUAUAUUGUUCUUGAUAACAGUCUGUAUUUAUUUUUAUAUAAAAUUGAUUGUAUACUAUCAAACAAAUGAGCUUUAUACAUUGUGAUGUUCCAUGUCGAGUGUCGAGGAUUCAGAAAAUGCAGCUUUCAACACCGUGGUAGAUAUCAUUUUUAUAGCUACUAUUACAGUAAUAAAUACUAUAAAACAAUCUAUAAUAAAUACUAUGAAAUAAUUAUACUGGAACAUAAUCUUUCAUCUUUACGUCUUGAAAGAAUUUUUCAAAAUACAGUCCAAUUCCAAAAGCAUUGUUCUUUAUAGGAAGCACACUGGUUUAGUGUUGACGUUUCAUAGCUCCAGGGUUCCUGGUUUGAUCCCGAGCAAAUUCCCGAGCUUUCAGUGUGAACUUCCUGUUCUUUCUCUACCUGCGUCUGCAUGAGUUUCCUCUGGGUUUUCCGGUUUCCUUCCAGACUCCAAAAACAGUAUGUUGAUUUCAUGGAGGGUCGAUUCUUGAGUCUAAAAUUUC